Hypanus sabinus (Atlantic stingray) is the source of this 4977-nucleotide messenger RNA. RefSeq names its product solute carrier family 2 member 2 (gene slc2a2). Gene Ontology annotation, biological process: monosaccharide transmembrane transport. The transcript is spliced from 11 exons. Gene Ontology annotation, molecular function: hexose transmembrane transporter activity. The record is from RefSeq and is a predicted model, not a curated record. NCBI's taxonomy places the organism in Eukaryota, Metazoa, Chordata, Chondrichthyes, Myliobatiformes, Dasyatidae. The coding region runs from base 118 to 1644 and encodes 508 amino acids. Gene Ontology annotation, cellular component: brush border; membrane.
GAGGUAACACGUAGUAAACCGGCCCAGUGUAGGGCGGGACAGCUCCGACAGUUAAAUAGCGAGCGUUCGUCUUCCGCUCCUCCCCGCCGGCACCUGCAGCGGCUCCUCCGGCCGGCUAUGGACAAGAGUGGUCAGGACAGGGGAUCGCAAAAGCCUUCUGGCCUCCUGCUCUUGUCUGUCUUCACUGCAGUACUGGGAUCGCUGCAGUUUGGCUAUGGAACGGGAGUUAUCAACGCACCCCAGGAGGUCAUCGAGAGGCAUUAUGCCCGGAUCCUCCAAGUUGACCAAAACGACACGGCGACCGGGAAUCUCACACAAGCAGCGAGCCUGCAGAAGGACCGGAAAGUGGUUGUUUACUGGACCCUGUCUGUCGCCGUCUUCUGCAUUGGGGGCAUGUUCUCAUCCUUCUUCGUCGGCUACCUGGCGGACAGACUGGGCAGGCUGAAGACGAUGAAGGUUCUCAACAUUCUGGCAAUAGCUGGUGCUCUUUUGAUGGGCUUGGCUAAAAUGGGCCCAUCACACAUCAUGGUCAUCGCAGGGAGAGCCAUCACCGGCAUCUAUUGUGGUCUAUCGUCGGGACUGGUGCCCAUGUACGUCGGCGAGAUCUCCCCCACCAGCAUGCGCGGGGCACUGGGCACCAUCCACCAGCUGGCCAUCGUUACAGGAAUCCUCCUGAGCCAGGUGAUCGGGCUCAGCUCGCUGUUGGGGAACGACCGUCUGUGGCCUCUGCUUCUCGGGCUGUCAGGCGCACCCGCCAUCCUGCAGGCCAUCUUGCUACCCUUCUGCCCCGAGAGCCCGCGAUACCUCUACAUAAAGCUCGGCAGAGAGGAGGCAGCCAGGAAGGGUCUGUGCAGACUGCUGGGGACCUCUGACACUGACAAGCAAAUUGCAGAGAUGCAGAAGGAGAAGGAGGAGAUCGAGAAGGAGCCAAAGGUCUCCAUUGCGCAGUUAUUCUGCUCCUCCAGUUACCGACAGCCCAUCACUGUGGCACUGAUGCUGCACAUCUCCCAGCAGUUCUCCGGUAUCAAUGCGAUUUUUUACUACUCAACCGCCAUCUUCCGCCAGGCCGGGCUCUCUCAGCCAACAUACGCCACGAUUGGGGUGGGGGUCGUCAACACGGUCUUCACCGUGAUCUCGGUCUUCCUGGUGGAGCAUGCUGGCCGCAGAAGCCUCUUCAUAGUGGGCCUGGCUGGGAUGUGUAGCUGUGCCAUUCUCCUGACGUUCGGCCUGGCUCUGCAGCACACGUACACCUGGAUGAGCUACGUCAGCAUGGUGGCCAUCUUCCUCUACGUCGCCUUCUUCGAGAUCGGGCCGGGCCCGAUCGCCUGGUUCAUUGCGGCCGAGCUGUUCAGCCAGGGACCCCGGCCGGCGGCGGUCACCAUCGCCGGCUUCUGCAACUGGACCUGCAACUUCCUGGUGGGCAUGUGCUUCCCCUACAUCGCGGAGCUGUGCGGCCCAUACGUAUUUGUCAUUUUCGCCUGCCUGCUCGUUGGCUUCACCUUGUUCACCUACUUCAGGGUGCCCGAGACAAAAGGCAAGACGUUCGAGCAGAUCGCAGAAGGUUUCCGGCGCAAGAAAUCCUCGUCACGAAAGCCAAAAGCCUCCGCUACUGAACUGGAACACCUGGGCAGCACAGAUGCUUAGAGGAGAGGAGGAGCCUCCAGGCUUGUUCUCGAGCAGAGUGCGGCCUGGAGCAGGAGCAGUUCAGAGAGAGACUUGGCAGAGAGCAUGUUGCUUUCAAGCUACUGUUUACAAUAUUCCCUUGCCUCUGUGAACGACCUGCCUUGACUGCUUGUUUUGCGUGAAGAAGUACCUGAUUGAAGACACUGGGGCAAGAAGACAUUCCGUUCUGCCAGAGGUCUCAGUCAUCAAGAUGGAGCUUGGUUUGUCCAGGAAUUCAAACGUGACCUCGGGGAAAGUCCUGAUGAAGGAUCUCGGCCUAAAACAUUACCUCUUCAUUCCCUUUCAUAGAUACUGCCCGAGUUCCAUGAGCAUUUUGUGUGUGUUGCUCUGGAUAUCCAGCACCUGCAGAAUUUCUUGUGUGCAGGGGAAGCCCUGUCAUUUCUUAGGCUCAGUUUACGAUGUCUUUGGAGAGAGCGAGUGACAGACAGCUCAAGUAUCUUUCUCAGGUCUUUAAGGACACUCUGUGUUUCACUGUGGACAGUGAAAAAUGCUCACGCUUCUGAACGAGAGCUCAGUGUUGUCUCCAUUGACCUUGUGGCACAUUCAGAUUCACACUCACUUACUUAUCACGUCUACAGUGAAACGCUUCAUUUGCAUUACCAACCGACACAGCUGAUACACGUGUCACUUGUAUUGUUUACAAAGUAAGGUCCUUGGACCUGUCUCUGAUAGGCAGAAAGAUCCAAGCUCCAAUUAUCUGGUUAGAAUGACAAAACUUUUUUUUUAUUAGGACAGAACAUUGCAACCAUGACUUUAUCGCUGUGUGUAUGGACCCCCCCCCCCACCACCACCUCCCAAUCUGCUGAUCUGUGACCAUUCCCUUUCAUAACCAGCCCGUUAGUGAGGGCUCGAGGAACUGCCCCCAAGCCCCCCACCCCGAAUGCUCUAUUUUAUACCCUCUCCACUGAUAUGAAAUGCUGCUGUGAACGAACCAUUACCUAACCAUCUCAAACCAGCAAAUUAGAACAAUCAUAACUAGUCACGACUCCCACCCCUGUGUUCCACUAACCUCCAGCCUCCCUCAGUUCUUCCCUCACUCGCUUAAGCCCAUCACUCACAGUAACGUGGUGCUGAGAGCCACGCAAGUAAAGCUGAGGGUUUUCCGGAGGUCAGCGUUCAAUCCCGGUGCCGUCUGUAAGGAGUCUCUGUCGGUCCUCCCCAUGAAGUCUGUGGGUUUCCUCCGGGUGCUCCGGUUUCCUCCCACUGCCCAAAGUCGCACCAAUUAGCAGGUCUUUGUACAGUGUUCGACGGUGAAGCUACGGUUAAAUUGGGGGUUGCUGGGUGGUGCAGCUCGAAGGGCUGAUUCUGUGCUAUAUCUCACUGACUUUUAAAAGAAUGUUAUUCUGCUAGUCCCAAUGCUCUGCACCCAGACCAUGUCCCUAUCCAAAUUUCUUUUAAAUAUUGAAAUCCAACCCACAUUCACCACUUCCACUAGCAGCUGGUUCCACACUCUCACCACCCUCAUGUCCUUAAACAUUACACCUUUCACCUCUGGUUCUAGUCUCUCCCAUCCUCCAUGUUACCCUUUCUAUGCCCCUCUUAUUGGGAAUAUGCCACACAUGAGGGCCAGGAGCUGGACUUGGUUGUCAGAGGCUGUUUGAAAUGCACGUAAUUGGGAGCAUUGAAUAGGGGGUGGGAGCUUAUCGCCACUACCUCUACCCUGCUAUAACAACCUUAUGAAACAUUCCUCUGUUCAUCCUGUAACUGUCAGGAACUGCGCUUCCAACCAGCUGGGGUUUAUUGUGGUCAUGGAACCUUGAACUAUUCUCCUUAAUCAUUGCUUGUAUGAAAAAUACAAAUACCUCCAGCCAAUCAAAGGGGGGUUUCCAUCGAUUGUCAGUCCAACACUAUUAUCUUAUGGUCUCCCAUCCCAUUAUUACACCCUUGCCUGGUGUGGGUGGUGGGGGGGUGGGAUUGGUUAGUGAGGUUGGAGGAAGGAGCGGGCCGGGGAAGGAGCGAUUUCCUUCCCCUGCAACCCCUCGGUCAGGUGGUUCACUUGUGCCUGCAUGGCGGACACGGGUACCCCACUAGUGUAAGACUAUUAGAGCUCGGUGUUCAGAUUUCAGAGUUCAAUCGUGGCAUCCCCUGUAAGGAGUUUUUACGUCCUCCCCAUGGAACCGUGUGGGUUUCCUGCAGGUGCCCUAGUUUCCUCCCACAGUCCAAAGACGGGCAGGUUAGUAGGGUAAUUGUCCUGUGGUUAGGCUGGGGUUAAAUAGGUGGGUUGCUGGGUGGCACAGCUCAGGGGCUGGACAGGCACUGUUCCUCUCUGUGGUUCUAAAUAAAAACAAACUGAAUGAAAACAUCAGGGUAGGUGCAAGGGACAACACGGGGGCAUCAGGUGUUCUAGUCCAUCCCUUCUCUCCGAACCCUGCACCAUCUCUCCGGUAGCUACACUAGCAGAGGACACACUCCUGUGAAACUCUAGUCGGUGGGACUGUGGGUGGUGGUGGGGGGGGGGUGGGAGUGUGAUGGUAGAGAGCCUCCGAGCUGUCUCUGUGUUCACGUCCUUUGUCUCCCUCCCCUCUGGACGGUGAGUGCUUGCCACACCAGGAACAGUGAUGGGGAAAUCCCUUUGGCCCGCAACCUCUCACCUACUCUAAAACCAAAGGCAAUCCUUCCCUCCCACAGAGCCCACCAUUUCUUUUCUUUUAUCCAUGUGCCCAAGAAUCUCUUAAAUGUUCCUAAUGUAUCUGCCUCUACCAUCACCCCUGGCAGGGGUUCCACACCCCCCCCCCCAGCUUAAAAAACCUCUGACGUCCCCUUACUCUUUCCUCCAAUCACCUUAAAAAUUAUGCUUCCUCGUAUCUGUCUGGGGAAAAGUCAAUGGCUGUCCAUUUGACCUAUGCAUCUUAUCAUCUCGUACACCUCCAUCAAGUCUCCUCUCAUCCUCCUUCACUCCAAAGAGAAAAGCCCUAACUCGCUCAACCUAUCCUCAUAGUAUCACUCUAAUCCAGGCAGCAUCCUCAUAAAUCUCCUCUGCACCCUCUCUAAAGCUUCCACAUCCUUCCCAUAAUCAGGUGACAGAGCUGAAUCCUAUAUUCUGAUACUACAGAUAGAGUAUUCCAAAUAUAUUCCCAGUAGUAUCCUCACACAUGUGGCCCCCUUCCAGCCUGUAUCCCAUCUGCUGAGCAGAUGUUUGUACCCUGCCACAGGCCCACAUUUCACACACCCGGUUUUAUUUUAAGAAUUAAAACGUCUAAUUUUAUUUUAUUAAAUAAUUGAAAUUUCGUAAUGUAAAUCAGUGGAUUUUUCUGAAAGAAUUUUGAUUUCAAUAAAGUGUUCUUUGACAGAGAA